This is a messenger RNA of Mytilus californianus (California mussel), 843 nucleotides long. RefSeq lists its product as uncharacterized. Bases 1 to 843 code for a protein of 280 amino acids. NCBI's taxonomy places the organism in Eukaryota, Metazoa, Mollusca, Bivalvia, Mytilida, Mytilidae. Gene Ontology annotation, biological process: lipid transport. Gene Ontology annotation, molecular function: lipid carrier activity. The record is from RefSeq and is a predicted model, not a curated record. The transcript has 9 exons.
AUGUUGUUUCUCAUACUGUUAUUUUUGAGUCCCACAGAGGGUUUCAAUUAUGAGACAGGAUACGAGCAUCAUUAUACUUAUUCGUCAACAUCAGAUACACUUGGGAUGCACAAUGUCACAACUGUACUAAAGUUCAGAAUACGGAAGAUCAACGAAACAGACACUGGUAUAAAAUUCCACCAGUUGUCAGUAGACAGCUUUGUUCAACAUGCACAGAAUGGUGAAUAUGCUGACAAUCCUUUCAAAUGGGAUCUUACUAAGAGUUUUUUAUUUGAAAUGGAACCGGAUGGUUUGGUCCAUUUCAUUCAUUAUCACCAGGAAGAUAGGGCGGAAAUGGUCACUUUGAAGAAAGCUUUGGUUGGAACAAUGUCGGCUAAAUUCCAAAGAAGCGACCACGAGAUAUGGCAGUAUUCAUCAACUGAUGGAGAUCAUGGUGGUUACCUUGAUCACAAGUAUGAAGGGAAAAAGACUGACACUGGAUACACUCUGACACGUCAUCAUUAUAGUUCCCAAACUGUCCUGAGAACACAUAAAAAGGUGAUGCAUAUUGACCAUUCUGAUAAUAUCAUGGAAGUAAAAGCUUUUGAUAAUAUUACUAUGAACGGUGAUGCUCCAGCCACACAGCGCACUCUCGGGAAAAUUCAUUCUAACGAAUUUAGUGAUAAUGUCAUUGAUGGUUUAGUAAGAGACAGUAUAGUAGUAACUAAGAAACCUUCAAAACCAACAACAUUAAAGGAGACAGGAGAAAUAAUCAAAGAUUUAAUCACAUGUGUGCAGAGACAUCAGAAUAAAUGUAGGUAUACUCUUGAUUGGAAAAGUAAUAUAAGUUGUUUAGUGUCUUAA